Messenger RNA from Salarias fasciatus (jewelled blenny), 2103 nucleotides. RefSeq names its product probable E3 ubiquitin-protein ligase TRIML1. The transcript has 6 exons. NCBI's taxonomy places the organism in Eukaryota, Metazoa, Chordata, Actinopteri, Blenniiformes, Blenniidae. Bases 1 to 1617 code for a protein of 538 amino acids. The record is from RefSeq and is a predicted model, not a curated record. Gene Ontology annotation, molecular function: protein binding; zinc ion binding.
AUGUCGGUACUGGAUGUCUUUGCGUCACUGCCACAGGAUCACUUCCUGUGUCCGAUCUGUCUGAAUGUCUUCAGUGAUCCGGUCACCACUCCGUGCGGCCACAACUUCUGCAAGACCUGCCUGGUCCAGACGGGGGACGACGCCGACGAGUUCUGUCAGUGCCCGACGUGCAAGAAGCGCUUUAAUCGGACGAGCGAGUUCUCCACCAACACCUUCAUCGCAGAAAUCUCCACCCAAAUAAAGAAGAGAAGGGUGGAGGCGGCGGAAACCCCCGACGCACCGUGGAAGGUGAAGUGCGACGUGUGCACGGACUUCAAGAUGAAGGCGUCAAAGUCCUGCCUCGGGUGCGUGACGUCCUACUGCGACGCCCAUCUGGAGCCUCACCAGAGAGUUCCCUCCCUCAUGAGGCACAAGCUGAUCGACCCGGUGGAGAAUCUGGAGGAGAGGAUGUGCGGCAAGCACCGGAUGAUCCUGGAGCUCUUCUGCAGGGACGAGCAGGUGUGUGUGUGUCUGCUGUGCAGCGAGACCGAGCACAAAGGCCACGAGACCGUGCCCGUUCCGGAGGAAGCCGCUCGGCAAAAAGAGACAAUUGAGUCCAGAAAAGCAGAAGUAAAUAAGAUGAUUCAAGACCGAAUGGGGAAGAUCGCAGAGAUCACCAGUUCUUCUGAUCUGACCACUGAAAAAUGUAUCACAGAGAUGGACGCUUGCAAUGAACUCUUCAACACUCUGGUGAAUAAAGUUCAAGAGAAACAAACAGCCCUGGCAAUGUACAUCGAGAACAGGCUGGCCAAGUCAAUGAGCAAAAAUGAGUCAGUGGUUAAAGAGCUGCAAGAGGAGAUCGCAGAGCUACAGAGGAAACACUCGGAGCUGGAGGAGCUGGAACACAACGAGGACCACUUUCAGUUUCUGCUGGCUUUGCGUGCGCUGAGCAGAGCGUCGAACGCCAAGGACUUGCUCCAGCUGCAGGUUUACUCGGACCUGUACGUGCAGACGACGCGCAGGGCCCUGUCUCACCUCAUGCUGACUUUUCAAGCAGAGCUAAAAACUCUGACAGGCAUGGAGCUGACCCGAAUGAGACAGUAUAAAGAGGCAGUCAACUUUGACCCGUCCACUGCAGGCAUUCACCUUGCGGUGACGGAUUACGAUACUCGUCUGAAGCGCUUCAGCAUCGCCAGAAGUCCCACAUGUCCCGGCUCCAACAGAUUCCAGCUGUCCAUGGUUUUCGGGAAAGAGGGCUUCACGUCUGGGCGACACUACUGGGAAGUCCAAGUAGGGCUGUGGUCCACCUGGGACGUCGGCGUGGCCAAAGAGUCAGUCCCCCGAACCCAGAACGUCAUAACCAAAAAGAACGGAUUCUUCACCAUUGGAAAGAGGGGUGGUGAAUAUAAAGCUUACCAUUCAUUCUAUGAAGUUAUCAAUCUGUCUCCAAGGCCAAGGAAGAUAGGGGUUUACGUGGACUGUGAGGAGGGAAGGGUCUCUUUCUACGAGAUCGAUCAGAAGCUGCACAUCUACACAUACAAGAAAGUGCCGUUCACAGAGAAACUCUUCCCAUGCUUUUAUCUGUACAGCAAGGCGAAGAAAUCUGAGCCGAUGAUUAUUCUACCCAUUAGGAACUAGACACAAUCUCUCUGACUCCAAUAAGAUGAAAUACCUAGAAAUAAAAAAAAAUGUAUUUCAAUUUUAUUGCGAGCUUCAUCAGCUAGCUUGCAGGUCAAGAGAGCUAAAGCUUGGGACAAUGACUGUGUAAAGGGUUUAUGAAAUAACGACAACUGUACAUAGAUUAAACCGAUUUUAAUCUCUCGAGUCUUGAUUGAUACAACCAUAAAAAUUUCUGAAUGACAGCCGUUCGUUGCCUUUUUUGGAGCGUUGGCGUCGCUUCCAUAACGUCACGAGGUCUGGGUUUACAAGCAUCCUGGAAAUGACAGAGUCCACCAGACCUAACCUGCAGGUGAAGGCGUGUUGGUGUGGAACGCUUAACAGGAGAUAAGAGUGUAACUGAAGUACUGUAACUGAAGAGCAACACACACAGCAAGGACAAGUCAGUGGUUCUGUAAAGAAAAAGGUAAGGGAUUUUAGUAUUCUAAGUGUUUAUGUAUGUAUAAU